Triplophysa dalaica is the source of this 2936-nucleotide messenger RNA. RefSeq names its product family with sequence similarity 199, X-linked (gene fam199x). The record is from RefSeq and is a predicted model, not a curated record. The transcript has 7 exons. The coding region runs from base 153 to 1268 and encodes 371 amino acids. Lineage: Eukaryota; Metazoa; Chordata; Actinopteri; Cypriniformes; Nemacheilidae.
GGCGUCAUACCAUCAGUAUGCGCAGCGCAGCAUGAAGUCUACAGUGUUUCACUAUGAAGCGUGUUGUUUUUUAGCCACAAGCUGCGGAGGUUCGUUGUCGAGAGUAACAUCAUUCAUAUUUCACAUAAAACACACCAAUCAACAGCUUCCAGAUGUCUGAGGACGUCUACGAGAAGUUCCUCGCUCCAGAGGAUCCGUUUCCAUUGCUGUCACAGCGAGGAAACUUCAGUGAAGAUGUCACCCUGGAUGUCAGUGACUUUGGGUUUCAGUUGUCAUCAUGUCACCGAACCGAUCCUUUACAUCGCUUUCACAGCAGCAGGUGGAACCUGACGUCAUGUGGCACCAGCGUGGCCAGUUCAGAGUGCAGCGAGGAGCUCUUCUCUUCGGUAUCUGUGGGAGAUCAGGACGAUUGUUACUCUCUUCUGGAUGAUCAGGAGCUUACGCCCUUUGACCUGUUCCCAGAGGGCAGUGUCUGCAGCGACGUCUCCUCCUCCAUUAGCACGUACUGGGAUUGGUCAGACAGUGAAUUUGAGUGGCAGCUACCAGGCAGUGACAUAGCCAGUGGCAGUGAUGUUUUGUCUGACAUCAUACCCAGCGUGCCCAGCUCACCCUGUCCCGUUUCCAAAAGAAAAAGCAAGCUGCAGAGGAAUCUGGAUGAGCUUCCCUGGAGCGCUAUGACUAAUGAUGAACAGGUGGAAUAUAUUGAAUACUUGAGUCGGAAAGUAAGCACAGAGAUGGGACUUCGGGAGCAGCUUGAUAUCAUAAAGAUCAUCGACCCGAGUGCACAGAUAUUGCCAACAGACAGUGAGUUCAUCAUUGAACUGAACUGCCUGACAGAUGAAAAACUUAAACAGGUCAGGAGCUACAUCCGUGAGCACAGUCCGCGGCAGCGGGCCAGCAUGGCACGUGAUGGCUGGAGGAGGAGCGUGGCGAGCACCAGCGCAGUCAGCGCUCACAGCAGCAGUAAUGCCAGCAUGGUGAGCAGUGUAAGCAGCAGCAGCGCAUCUACCGGAUCUAACUCCUCCACCAACAUCAGCCGUGCUCACAGCGACGGAAAUCUGACCACUGCUGCCGAGCGCAUACGAGACUCCAAGAAACGCUCCAAGCAGAGGAAGAUGCAACAGAAGGCAUUACGUAAGCGACAGCUGAAAGAGCAGAGACAGGCUCAUAAAGAGAGGUUGAGCGGUCUCUUCCUAAAUGAGGAGGUGUUGGCACUCAAAGUCACAGAGGAAGAGGGUCACUGUGAUGAUGUCGAUGUAUUGAUGUGACAAGAGUGAAUUACUCAGUGUUCCUUCUAAGCCUCUUUCAUCGCAGCAUUAAUCGCUCUUUUCUCAUUUUUAUAUCAUCGGCGGGUUACAACCACCCUUUUCAUGAUUAGACAGCAGAUAGUAUCAGCAGAAAGAUCUCUGAAGAUGUGCCCAACUGCUUGACUUGAAUUGUCAGUUCAGAAUGCACCCGGACCAAAAAUGUCCUUGUUCAGUUUGAAAAAAUAUAUUGAUUAGGGUUUGUCAUAAGUUAAACUGGUGAAAUGACAUGUUUGUUGAUAAACACAUUUAUAGUGUCGUAAAAUACACACUCUUUCUGGCACGGCAAAAUCAAAGGAAAUGUUUUAAUCUAAUAAAUAAAGUAAUAAAUGAACAGCUUAAUGCACUUAAACCACAUCACAUCAAGGAAUCUGUGAAUUCUGCAGUCUGUUAAAAUAACUACAGUACGUAUUUGUGCAUUAGUAUAAUAAACUGAAAUUACUAUAGCUAAAAUGAAUGUGUUUUAAAACUUUAAUAUAUAUAUAUAUAUAUAUAUAUAUAUAGUGGGGAUAGUUCACCCCAAAAUGAAAGAUAUUUUGAAGAAUGUUGGUAACCAAACAGCGGCGGAUCCCAAACAGACUGUUCUGUUACGACAUUCUUCAAAAUAUCUUCUUUUGGGUUCUGCAGUAGAAGGUCCUACAAGUUUAAAAUGACAAGAUGAAGAUGAUGAUUAAAUGAUGACAGGAUUUUCAUUUUUUAAAGAUACAUGAAUGAAAGAUCAAUUCAAAUGAAGUCUUGCAUUUUACAUUUUUUGAGAAAAUUCAUAAUAUUAAUAAUAAUAACUUAUGCCAGACUGCAGCUAAUGCUACAUGUACAGUAUUUAUGUUCAUUGUACUAUUAAUACUGUAGAAAGACAUUGCUACUACCAGCUGUUAUCUAGGUUAACCAGCAUGUCUCAGAGGUGUUCGAGGACAUGCUUGUGUAGCAAAAUUGUAAUGCACCUCCUUGUGUUUUAAGCACAUACUUUAUAUGAAAGGAUAUUCUUCUGAAGUCAUCUUUUUGUGCACUCCAACAACAAAAUGAAAUCGCGGUUUACAAGGAUCUGAAUUAAUAUAGUCAUGUUAAAAGCUUUUUUAAAGGCAAAAAUCUAGACACUUUUGUGUAACAGCAGUGUUACAUUUGAUGUACGGAUCCACAUUACUGUUGUAAUCAUUUAAAGCAUCUAUUCAAUCUUGAUUUACAGAGGACAAAAACAAAGCUAAACGUCUGCCAUUCGUACAUGGUCACAUUUCCAUGUGUUUUGUUCAUGUGGACACAACUUAUUCUUCAGAUUUUGCUGUAUAUGUAAAUACUUGUUAAACUCAGGCAUAGAGGGAACACUGACAACUAGAGUCAUUGCCUCCAUUGUAUAUCUAUUUAAACACUUUUUUUGAUUGGUCAAUUGAUGUUAUGAAUCUUUUGGACAUACAUAAUUGAUGUAAAACACUAAUGGUACAUAAUAGCUAUAAAUAGCUUGUUGACUAACUUCAAAAUAUUGUUUAUGCUCCUGUUAAAAUGUUUAUUGUUUGAUUUCGUCAAAGUGUUAUGUUUUUUUAAGGCGUUUUAAAUGCCUUCUUGAAUUGAAGUUAUGCAUUUCAGGCUGGCAGGGAAGGGAUGGCUUCUUAAAAAAUACAAUAAAUGCUUUCACUUGGA